Messenger RNA from Penicillium odoratum, 1275 nucleotides. Its product is annotated as major facilitator superfamily domain-containing protein. The record is from RefSeq and is a predicted model, not a curated record. Gene Ontology annotation, biological process: transmembrane transport. Gene Ontology annotation, molecular function: transmembrane transporter activity. The transcript is spliced from 6 exons. NCBI's taxonomy places the organism in Eukaryota, Fungi, Ascomycota, Eurotiomycetes, Eurotiales, Aspergillaceae. Bases 1 to 1275 code for a protein of 424 amino acids.
AUGGGUACUGAGCUCAUCGAUGAGGACAAUGCGGGCACUCAGCCAGAACUGGAAAUGCAGUACUUGCAUGGGUGGAGGCUGUAUACAAUGGCUGUCAGGAUUCAUCGUUUUGUGGACAAGGGUGUGCGGGAUCUGGGGAUGGAGAAAUACAUACCUGACAGCAAUGGGGAUUUUUCUUGCAUUCUCCUUGGGGUGCGCACUAUCAAAAACAGGGACUCAACUGAUAAUAUGCCGUGCUUUCCAAGGAUUGGGUGGUGGAGGCACGUAUUCAUUGGUCAUGCUCUGUGUCUAUCAGCUGGUUCCCAAGGCCAAAUUUGCGACAUUCAGUGGCUUGAUAUCAAUAACCAUCGCAUUAGCAACGAUUACAGGUCCCGUCAUUGGGGGUGCACUUGGCCGAAACUCAGCUUGGAGAUGGUUAUUUUAUCUGAAGUAUCCAGUGCUAUUGUUUUGAUCAUCAUGUCAGCGGCUUUCUGGGCAGCCUUUUUUGCUUGGGAGAUCCUUAUUUCCAGCAAGGAACCUCAUAUAAAGCCAGUAUUCCCAAAACGGUUCUUUUCAAAUUGGCCUUUAAUUGGAAUUUUCUUAACAAGUUUUAUUGUUGGGAUUCCCUAUAAUUCCAUCAUCGUGUACCUGCCACAGCGCUUCCAAGCUCUACUGGGAGACUCUGCCUUAAUGGCUGGCAUUCGUCUACUCGGGUAUUCCGGAGUCACAGCUUUUUCGUCAACAAUCGCCAUUGUCAUUAGUACGAGAUUGGGGAUCCCUUUUUUGCCUAUUCUGCUCACAGGUGCGGUUCUGAAUCUUGUUGGGAUAGUGCUUCUGUCUACUCUUCCGACAUCAAAUGUGUUCCCUGCUGCCGGAUAUGGCUACGAAGUCAUCGCGGGCUGCGGCAUGGGAAUUGCAUACGGAAUAUCCAUUUUUUCAGUACCCUAUUUGCUGAGCCCCAAGGAUCUUCAGGAAGGUUCCGGGGUUGUUGUUCAAAUGCGCUACCUGGGCAGCUCUCUUGGUGUUUCAAUUUCCUCGAACAUUUUCAAUGGACGUUUAAAAAGUGGAGUCUCGCAAUUAAUUCCGAAAGAUGCUUAUGAAAAACUGCUUCAUAACGUUGAAUCUCUCUCAAGCCUCCCACCGAACAUUCGAAGUCGGGUGCAAGACAAUUUCUCCGAGAGCUACCGAAUUCAAUUCCAGGUGCUGAUCGGGUUCGCAGUAGCCCAGCUUGCAGUCGCUUUCUUGCUUAUCAGAAAGGGGAAACAGAUCAGGCCAUCAGAGCUCGCAACCCACUGA